GACAGCCGGAGGCCCUGCUGUUGCUGGUGCGCUGAGGUUCACUCUUCCGGGGUUCAAACUACGAGUCCGCUGAGCCAGGGUAGAGUCAAGGACCACUGAUGAUAAGUUUGUAGUUCAUAUGUGCAACGUUUGCAUCGACGAACAAACAGACAAUUAACAAAAAAAACGUCCUGUGCAAGAGGACGCAGAGGAAGACACCGGUGAACUACGACCACGGCUAACAGUCCACAGCUGAAUAGUUAGCCACGGCCGCAGAUAGGUAUGUCUGAAGUUAGUCUUGAACCUGAAUCGGGGAGGACCUCAGCCGAGGACCCUCAGAUGGAUUGUGUGGAGGCUGACAAAUCAGAGGAGAGUUUGAGUGACGAUCUGAAACAGGAGAGUGUAGACUCCACUAGGGAAAGUGAUCGCACAGAUGAGGUGCUGUAUGACAUUGAUAUCGACAGCGGUGACGAAAAAGCUGAUAACAGCGACAAGAAUGUUCAGGAGGAGGAGAAGGGGGACGUUCUGGGGCAGAGUGUGGUGAAAUGCAGAGAUGAUGGUGAUGCUGCACAGGAGUCUGGCAGUGUAGACAAAGCGGAGCACGAGAUAAAUCGUCAUAUUGACUCAGCUGAAACACCAGAGGAAAGUGGAAAUGCUCACACAGGAACAAAGGAAAGCACAAUGGCUGACUCCCAUAGAAGCUCAGCUGCCGAGAUUCCAGUCACUAGCAAUGGAGACCUGGAUCAGAGCCCCGAGACAGUGUUCCAGAGGGACUACCCCAGUGGUCUCGGUGCCCUUAACCUCUCAGACACCUCAAACUUUUCCCCAACAUCUGAGGGCAUCAUUGAAUCGGGAGCAUACAAAGGGUCAGCCAGCCUGCCCACAUCACCUGUGGCACCUGUAGCUCCCAGCUCAGCUGUUGCUAGCCGCCUAGCACGCUCAUCCAGCUGUAGUCAGGCUGAUAAAGACGCAAUGCAAGCACAGCCAAUGGCAGGAGCGAUGGUCCUUUCUGAUGACUUGAAGAACCCAGCCAUUGAAAAACUGGAUCUCGUGAGAAAGUGGAGCAUCAACACAUAUAAAUGCACCAGGCAGAUCCUGUCCGAGAAGAUGGGUCGUGGUUCGAGGACUGUGGACCUGGAGCUGGAGGCACAAAUUGAAGUCCUGCGUGACAACAAGAGAAAAUACCAGAAUGUGAUGAGGCUGGCUCAGACGCUGGCCAGUCAGCUGUCCCAGAUGAUCAAGACACAGAGGCAGCUCGGCGAUGCCUUCGCUGACCUCAGCCUCAAGUCACCAGAACUCCAUGAGGAGUUUGGUUACAAUGCUGAAACCCAAAAGCUUUUGUCCAAAAAUGGGGAUACACUACUGGGUGCCAUCACCUUCUUCAUCUCUAGUGUGAACACACUUGUUGACAAAACAAUUGAAGACACCAUGAUUAACAUCAAACAGUAUGAAUUGGCCAGGGUCGAGUAUGAUGCAUACCGCACAGAUUUGGAGGAGUUGAAUUUGGGGCCACGGGACGCCACCACCUUGCCUAAGAUCGAGCAGGCCCAGCAAAUGUUCCAGGUGCACCGCGAGAAGUACGAGAGGAUGCGAAACGAUGUCUCUAUCAAGCUUAAGUUCCUGGAAGAGAACAAGGUGAAGGUAUUGCAUAACCAGCUCAUCCUGUUCCACAAUGCCAUAUCUGCAUACUACGCUGGAAACCAACAGCAGCUGGAACAGACACUCAAGCAGUUCCACAUCAAGUUGAAAAUCCCAGGUGCAGACACUCCAUCUUGGCUGGAAGAGCACUAAUCAAAGUUUGGGCGGUUUUGACAUGAAAACCCCCCAGAAACCCUCUUUUCCCUUCAACUCUAUACUUCACUGCCUUUCAAUCUUUGAAUUGUAAAUCUUUUAACAAAACACAGAAACAAACAAAAAACCACAAUCUGUUUUAAUCUUGAACAAUUGUUCUCCUCUUCACCUUUGCAGGUCUUUCAAAUCAUAGGAAAUGCACUUUUAUAUUGUGUCUUGACAAAAAUGUCGAACGGGGAGUUAUUGCAGUUAUGGCCUUUUGUAUUCCAGCUUAUGAAUGUUGUAUCGCAGCAUGGCAGACAUGCUGGAUCUGUGAGGGCAGCUACAACUGCCUUUUUAUUCACAUUUUUCCUCUACACUCACCAGCUGACUUUGAUGAGGAUGCAUGCUUUAUCUAAAGGACUCUAUCUCAACAUGUUUAUAAGAUUUGACAUGUGUUGUGAGAACAACACAGAAUUACAUUCAUAUGUCUGGAUUAUGCAAAUGUACAAAUGAUCAUUUUUACCAGCAAAUUUAAAUUAAAGUUGUAGUUUGAUAUUUUGGUAAAUAUGCCUAUUUGCUUUCUUGAUUAAAUGAUUUUUGGCGUUCAAGACGACAGCCAGGGGCUGGUUAGCUUAUAGCUUAACAUUAAGAUGGUAAAGGGGAGCAGUUAGUCUGAUUCAGCUCCGAAAUUAAUCUUUUUAUUGUCAAAAUCCAAAGUGUAAAUAGAAAUCAUGAUUUUAUGGGAGGUUUUGUACCUUAGGAUUGACAUAGGCAGGUUUCUUCCCUUUGUCCAUUCCUUGCACUAAGCAAAGUGGUACUUGUUUUAACAGACAGACAUGAGGGUUUGGUGUAUGGUCUGGAUCCUUUUCUCUACUUCUAGUAUUUCCCAAAAUGUCAAACUGUUCCUUUUUAUACAAAUUGAAUCGCACUCACAGUAAAUUCCACAUGUUACAAUGUGAUUAUUGCCUUCUUCAUACUUGGUAUUAACAUGUCUCUUUCUCCCACUUUAACAAUCGCAGUGCAAAAAGAGCUGCAUGUGCAUUUAUUUGCAUGUCAAGUGAGAUGUGAUCAUAAGUGGACACAUGUUAAUCCCGGAAAAUGUGGACCUGAUGCUGCUUUUUAAUCGAUUACCCCUAUUUUUUUUAGCAUUUGCCUAUUUAGCACACAGCUAAAUAAGCGUGUUGAUACCAGCCUUACGUGACUUGAAUGUGCCUUGUUGUCACAAAUUUGUUCUACUCCUUCAUUCUUACUGGUGUUAAACAGCACCAGUUAACUCUUGAUGGAAGAGAAUGGACCAAAUAAGCACAAACACACACUCCAAGGAUAUAGUUAAAACAUAUAUCAGGUUUAAACACUCACAAAUGUCACCUUCGGGUUUUUUUAAGUAAAAAGCUUCAUUAAUGACAUAAAGUCUAAAUCUACUUAAAGAUGUGCAGUUUAAUUAAUGCUAUUUAUCUAUAUUGCUCAUGUGCACAUGUAUGUAUUUUAGAUCAUUUACAAAAACAUGUAAGAAUUGUACGAUAUAUAAGGUGUGAACAAUGACACGGUUACCCUGAGGAACUUUAUCUUUUGUAAAAAAUGAAAAACUCAGUGUCCAUUACCUGAGCUGCUUCAUGGGCUUUGCAGUAUAAAGUAUAUUUUUCAGAGAGGACCCUUUUCACUCUGGUAUAAUUUACAGUAUAACUUAUCGUGAUGUCCUCAGUUUGCUCAUUUGUACUUCAGCUGUAGCGGUUUGAGUGUAAACCUUGUACAACAAUCUCUUCUCUUUUUUUCUUGAAAUAAGUGGACAUACAUAUAUAUUUGUAAUUUCCUCUGUUUUAUUUAGCUUUUAUGUGUCUGUGACCAAUGCAGCCAUUUAGCUUUGAUUUCCUGGAGACCUACAGUUUAUUGUGCUAGUACUAGUGGGACAUUUUGUAGUUAUGAAACAUUAACCAAUGUUGAUUCAAAAAGGAUUCAGAAUGUGGUGGUACCUCUGUGGAACAAUAAAUUUUUCUUUUCUCUUA
Molecule: messenger RNA, 3755 nt
Organism: Solea senegalensis (Senegalese sole)
Lineage: Eukaryota; Metazoa; Chordata; Actinopteri; Pleuronectiformes; Soleidae
Gene: arfip1
Product: ADP-ribosylation factor interacting protein 1 (arfaptin 1)
Exons: 10
Coding region: 262-1770 (502 amino acids)
Biological process (GO): regulation of Arp2/3 complex-mediated actin nucleation; intracellular protein transport
Cellular component (GO): trans-Golgi network membrane
Molecular function (GO): protein domain specific binding; phospholipid binding
Source: RefSeq, a predicted model, not a curated record